CCCCGCUGACAUCACCGUCCCGCCGGCCGCCUUUUAGCGCCAGGUCGGGGUCCCCGCGGGGCAGUGCGCUGGUCCCUCGCCGAGCAUCGCCCUCGCUCCGUCCGCAGCAGCUUGUCUCCCAGCACCGCAGCCAUGGCAAACAAAGGCCCAGCCUACGGCAUGAGCAGGGACGUGCAGUCCAAGAUCGAGAAGAAGUACGAUGACGAGCUGGAGGACCGGCUGGUGGAGUGGAUCGUGGCGCAGUGCGGGGCCGCCGUGGGACGCCCGGAGCGGGGCCGCCUGGGCUUCCAAGUGUGGCUGAAGAACGGAAUCGUGCUCAGCAGGCUGGUGAACAGCCUCUACCCCGACGGCUCCAAGCCCGUCAAGAUCCCCGACGCGCCGCCCACCAUGGUGUUCAAGCAGAUGGAGCAGAUCGCCCAGUUCCUGAAGGCGGCCGAGGACUACGGAGUGACCAAGACAGACAUGUUCCAGACCGUGGAUCUGUUCGAAGCCAAGGACAUGGCAGCGGUGCAGAGGACGCUGAUGGCCCUGGGGAGCCUGGCGGUCACCAAGAACGAUGGCAACUACCACGGGGACCCCAACUGGUUCAUGAAGAAAGCGCAGGAGCACAAGCGGGAGUUCACCGAGAGCCAGCUGAAGGAGGGCAAGAACAUCAUCGGGCUACAGAUGGGCACCAACAAGGGAGCGUCACAGGCGGGGAUGAGCUACGGCCGGCCCCGGCAGAUCAUCAGCUAGGCACCCCCGCCGCCCCCAGCCCUGCCCAGCCGGGACCGCGUUCUCCGCUCGCCAGUCCAUUGGUAUUUAUUGAGGAGCAUCCAGCCAUUCCGCCAGCCCCAUGGCCCCGCCGCACGGCGGCCGCACGCGUCCCGCCG
Malurus melanocephalus (red-backed fairy wren) is the source of this 872-nucleotide messenger RNA. It is a transcript of the gene TAGLN, whose product is annotated as transgelin. Gene Ontology annotation, molecular function: protein binding. Bases 133 to 735 code for a protein of 200 amino acids. The transcript has 5 exons. NCBI's taxonomy places the organism in Eukaryota, Metazoa, Chordata, Aves, Passeriformes, Maluridae. The record is from RefSeq and is a predicted model, not a curated record.